AUGACAGACUAUGGUAACUUUGGAAAUUAUGGAGGCAACUAUGGUGAUGGAGGAUUUACAAAUACUGGAUAUUCACAAGGAGGCGGAUUUCAAGAAAAUGGUGAAAAUGGAAGUUCACAACUGAAUAAAUUACCAACACGUUCAAGUAUAACGCCAUUAACAAUCAAACAAAUCAAUGACUCUACUCAACCACAACCAGAUGGAGAAUUCCAAGUGAAUAAUGUCAGUGUAAAUAUGGUAACUUUUGUAGGUGUAUUGAGAAAAGUUAUUGGAAAUCAAACAUCAAUUUUACUUACAUUUGAAGAUGGUACUGGAUCACUUGAAAUCAGAAAAUGGAUUGAUGAAAAUACAACCUGUGAUAUAGAACUUGAAAAACAUAAUGAGUUUAAAGAUAAAUAUGUUAGUGUUUCGGGAUCUUUGAAAUUAUAUAAUAAUAAUAAAUCUGUAUCAAAUGCAUUGAUUAGACCAAUUGAAGAUAGUAAUCAAAUCAUAUAUCAUUAUUUAAAUGCCAUCUAUAUUCAUUUGCAAAGUCAAGGAGUAAAUUUAGCGUCAUCAGCAGUUAAAGGUGAAAACUCAAAUAACAAUGGUGUUGGUAACGGCAACGAUAAUGGUCAAAUGUUUGUUGGAGAUAAUAUGCCAAUGACUGAAAGAAUUUUAGAAUUUAUUAAAGAUCAAAGUAAAUCCAUGCAAGAAGGUGUGAAUAUAGAAUAUAUUUGUAGAAAAUUGGAAAUUCCUCCUAAUGAUGGUAAAAGAUAUUGUAACGAAUUAAUUGAAGAUGGAAAAAUUUAUGCAGGUUUUAAUGAAGAAGCUUAUUUAGCUAUUUGA
Molecule: messenger RNA, 825 nt
Organism: Lodderomyces pseudojiufengensis
Lineage: Eukaryota; Fungi; Ascomycota; Pichiomycetes; Serinales; Debaryomycetaceae
Gene: RFA2
Product: Rfa2p
Exons: 1
Coding region: 1-825 (274 amino acids)
Biological process (GO): double-strand break repair via homologous recombination; DNA replication; nucleotide-excision repair
Cellular component (GO): nucleus; DNA replication factor A complex; site of double-strand break
Molecular function (GO): DNA binding
Source: RefSeq, a predicted model, not a curated record